Molecule: messenger RNA, 2115 nt
Organism: Corticium candelabrum
Lineage: Eukaryota; Metazoa; Porifera; Homoscleromorpha; Homosclerophorida; Plakinidae
Product: ran GTPase-activating protein 1-like
Exons: 13
Coding region: 131-1972 (613 amino acids)
Biological process (GO): signal transduction; nucleocytoplasmic transport; activation of GTPase activity
Cellular component (GO): cytosol; perinuclear region of cytoplasm; nucleus
Molecular function (GO): small GTPase binding; GTPase activator activity
Source: RefSeq, a predicted model, not a curated record
UGGUUCUACGAUAACAGCUAGAUUUCUCUCUAUUUCGAAUGCACGCGCACGUGUAUGUACAUACACAUAUGUAUACGGGUAAUUUAUUUAACAAUUGUUCACGUGAUUUUGAUUGAUAUUAAUUUUGAAAAUGGCGGUUUCUGACGUUGAAGCGUUGAGCGAGUUGCUGGGGCGAGUACAGGUCGACAAGCGCAUUGAAGUCGAUCUCGUCGAUGUGAAAUUAAAGUUGGACACGGCUGAAGACGCUCAACCGGUGGUGGAAAGGAUUAGUAGUUGCGAGGGAAUGACGACUAUGAGGUUGUCCGGCAAAACAAUCGGUGUGGAGGCGGCCAGAGCGAUUGCAGGCGCACUGGAGAGCAAAGAAACGUUCGAGCACGCUCUGUGGAGUGACAUCUUCACGGGAAGGGUGCGCACGGAAAUACCGCCGUCUCUGGCUGCUCUCGGACGUGCCGUUAUGAAAUCGGGUGCACAGUUGACUGAACUUGAUUUGAGUGACAAUGCGUUUGGUCCUGAUGGAGUGAAGGCGUGUGUUGAGCUGUUGACUAGUCCGGCUGCUUAUACGAUCAAAGUUCUCAAGUUUAAUAAUAAUGGAUUGGGCAUUGAGGGUGGAAAGAUUCUCGCCAAGGCCCUAGAAGGUUGUUUUGAGGCAGCAAGUGAAGCAGGAAGACAAUUUUCGUUAGAAGUUUUCAUCGCCGGUAGAAACAGACUGGAAAACGAAGGCACAGCAGCACUAGCAAAUGCGUUCAAGAUGAUUGGGACUUUGCAGCACUUAGCUAUGCCUCAGAAUGGAAUCCAUCAUCCUGGCAUUUCUUCUCUGGCAGAUGCUCUCAUGCAUAAUCGGCAGUUGAAGCAUCUCGAUCUGAAUGACAACACGUUUACAGAGAACGGAUCGGAGGCGAUGGCUAAGGCUUUGCCGGUACUGCAAGAGUUGGAAGUUGUCAAUUUUGGAGAUUGUCUCGUGAAGGCGAAAGGCGCGAGUGCGAUUGCAGACGCUAUUAGAGAGGGACACAUGGAACUGAAGGAACUGUAUCUGGCAUACGAUGAGUUAGACAGAGAGUCGGGCUUAAACGUCAUCGCCGCUUUACAAAACAAACGCAAACUAGAAAAACUGCACCUUAACGGCAAUCGGUUCGGUGCGGGUGGCAUUGAAGAUAUACAAGCUGCAGUAAGGGAAUUAGGAUUUGCUGAUGACGUCCUCGAUUCUCUCAGUGACGACGAAGAGGAUGCAAGCGACGACAAUGGAGACGAAGACGUUGGAUACAAAAGUGAAGGCGAUGAUGGGAUUUCUGAUGGAAUUUCUGGCAACGAGGGCGACUCGGCGAGAGAAGACGACGAGAACGAUGAGAACAACGAGAACGAUGUCGACAAGAAUGAUGACGAUGAGAACGACGAGAACGAUGACGACAUCGAAGGCGAAGAGUUUGCUGGUAGUGAACUGCAAGUGAAGGGCGUGGCGAUUAAGACACCCUUGCUGAACGAUACUACUCCACAGAAACCCGAGACUGCAGCCUCAUUUCUCGAGAGUCCAACAGCCAAUGGGUUGAUAGCAUUAGGAAACGAUAGAACCGACUUGAUUCGAAACGAGUUGGAAAGAAUGCCAAAGACGAUGCGGAGUGUAGUCUCUGUGUUCUGUACAGUUUCCAGUGUGUUGAGCAGUGCCUCUCAUUCUGAGGUGGUUGUGGCUGUUAAUCAGAUUUCAGAUGUUGUGUUGGGGCCUUUGUUUAGAAUCGAUGCGGCUGCAGUUGUGGCGGAAAUACUUGCUCAUUUAGGACUGAUUAAGAACGAGGACAAAAUGUUGCCCGUCGAUAACAUCCAAGGUCCUCUUAUAGCACUGGAACACGUCGUAAAGCAAUCGUACUUCCCCAAGUCGUCGACAGACACCUUGAUCGCAUUUCUAUCAAAGCCAAAUUCGAGACUCGAUUCCGUGCUAGACUGCCGGCAUAGGCUCUUGCAAGCUUUGUAUGCUCGGUAGUUUAGAGAUGUUUUAUACGUAAGGACGACAGUCUUAUUAAAUGAUGAGGAUUGGAGUGUGAUGCUGUAGAAAGAUAAUACACGUGAUGGAUGUCACGUGAUAACACGAUAUCACGUGACGUUGACCUAUGACUGAAAAACGUU